CACUCAACCAUGCUUUAUUUAACAACUUCUUUCACUGUCCGAUCCCAAACUAUAUCACAUGAUUCACUCAACUCCCAUGUUGUCACAUUCUACUUAUGUCUUGAUUCUAAGUUCUUGAUUGUUAAUUUGUUGCAUGCUCAAGCAUGGAUAUUGGGGCUGAUUUGUUUAGGGCAACCAAUAGCUUGAGACAAAACAGUGGAAAUACUAAUCUCGAUGCGGUGCCUCGGGCUAAUAGUAACUCAUUCUGGAGGGAUGGGAAUGCACAAGUUUUCGCGCAGUCUGUAAGAGAAGAAGAUGAUGAGGAGUCUCUUAAGUGGGCUGCUCUGGAAAAAUUGCCUACUUAUGAUCGUAUAAGGAAAGGCUUGCUUUCAGGAUCGAAGGGGGCUACUGAACUCGAUGUCGGUGAUGUUGGGAAUCAGGAGAGAAAGAUUUUGUUUGAUAGGCUUCUCAAGACUGCUGAGGAAGAUAAUGAGAAGCUCUUGAGGAAGCUCCGGGACCGAAUUGAUAGUGUUGGAGUUACUUUACCAACAAUAGAAGUUAGAUAUGAACAUGUGCAUAUUGAAGCAGAAGCACAUGUCGGAAGCAGAGCUCUGCCUUCUGUGGUGAAUUUCUAUAUAAGUCUGUUGGAGGAUUUGUUCAAUGUGCUCCAUGUACUUCCAAAUAAAAAGAAACGUAUAACUAUUCUCAAUGAUAUCAGCGGAGUCAUCAAACCUUGCAGAAUGACAUUGCUUUUAGGUCCUCCAAGUUCUGGGAAAACGACAUUGAUGCUUGCUUUGGCUGGGAAGCUUGAUAAGGCCCUCGAUUUUUCUGGGAAUGUGACUUACAAUGGACAUACCAUGAAAGAGUUUGUGCCUCAGAGGACAGCGGCUUAUAUCAGUCAGCAUGAUCUUCAUAUGGGCGAAAUGACAGUUAGAGAGACCUUGACUUUCUCUGCAAAAUGUCAGGGGGUUGGCUCACGCUAUGAAACGUUAGCGGAGACUUUAAGAAGAGAGAAAGAGGCAAAUAUCAAACCUGAUCCCGAUGUUGAUAUACUUAUAAAGGCUGCAGCAACACCAGGUCAACAGGCUGAUGUGGUUACUGAUUAUGUCCUAAAGGUAUUGGGACUUGAUAUAUGUGCCGAUACAAUGGUAGGUAAUGAGAUGCUUAGGGGUGUCUCUGGAGGACAAAAGAAGCGCGUUACAACAGGUGAGAUGUUGGUUGGACCGUCAAGGGUACUAUUUAUGGAUGAGAUAUCUACUGGUUUGGACAGUUCGACGACUUACCAAAUUGUGAAUUCACUACGACACAGUGUUCAUAUUCUCCAGGGAACUGCUCUCAUCUCCCUCCUGCAGCCGGCUCCAGAAACUUAUAAUUUAUUUGAUGACAUUAUUCUCUUAUCUGAUGGUUACGUAGUGUAUCAGGGUCCCAGAGAAAGUGUGCUUGAGUUUUUUGAACAUAUGGGUUUCAAAUGCCCCCAGAGGAAAGGCGUUGCUGACUUUUUACAAGAAGUGACAUCAAAAAAAGAUCAGAAGCAGUACUAUAUGCAUAGUGAUAAGCCAUACGCAUUUGUUACAGCCAAAGAAUUUGCUGAGGCUUUCAAGUCAUUCCAUGUAGGAGAAAAACUAGGAGCUGAAAUUGCUACACCCUUUGACAGAAGCAAAGGGCACCCAGCUGCUCUGACUGUUAAAAAGUAUGGGACUGAAAGGAAUGAACUCGUUAAAGCUUUGACUCAAAGAGAAAUGUUGCUUAUUAAGAGGAACUCAUUUGUUUAUAUUUUCAAGUUGGGCCAAAUUGCCGUUAUGGCAAUUGUAGCCAUGACGGUUUUCUUUAGAACUGAGAUGGACAAAGAUACUAGCCAAGAUGGAUCGCUCUACUUUGGUGCUAUAUUUUUUGGUGUGGCUACUUUCAUGUUCAAUGGAAUGGCAGAGUUUCCCCUGGUAAUAGGAAAGCUUCCUGUAUUUUACAAGCAGAGGGACUAUCUUUUUUACCCUCCAUGGGCAUAUGCUCUUCCAAUGUGGUUCACCAGGAUCCCCUUUUCAAUAAUUGAAGCUGCAAUAUGGGCAGGCCUCACUUAUUAUCCUAUUGGAUUGGAUAAAAAUGCUGGAAGAUUCUUAAGAUAUUACCUAGCCCUUGUCCUCACCAACCAAAUGGGUUUUGGGUUUUUCCGUCUCAUCGCAGCAAUCUGUAGAGACAUGAUCAUUGCAAACGUAUUUGGGGGAUUCGCCUUGUUUAUACUUAUCGCAUUAGGUGGCUUCGUCCUGUCACGAGACAAGAUAGCUGAUUGGUGGAUAUGGGGUUACUAUAUCUCACCGCUGAUGUAUGCGAUGAAUGCUAUUGGAGUGAAUGAAUUUCUGGGGCAUUCCUGGAACAAACCAAAUCCAAGUGGACCUGGGUACUUAGGAGCUUCUGUUCUGAAGAGUCGAGGGUUCUUUCCAUAUUGGUACUGGUACUGGAUAGGGGUGGCAGUAUUGGUUGGAUUAAUAUUUAUCUUUAACGGCUUCUUCACAAUGGCACUUCAGUUUCUCAACCCUCUGAAAUCAGCUCCAGCAGUAGUCGCAGAUGAUGAUGUCUCUGAAAAAAAGGAAGAAUCCAAAGAUGAGACUGGUCAGGAAAGUAAAGGAAUGGUUCUCCCAUUUGAGCCACAUUCCAUCACGUUUGAUAAUAUUAGGUAUUCCGUUGACAUGCCACAGGAAAUGAAAGACCAAGGUGCCAGUGAGGAGAAACUGUUGCUUCUGAAGGGUGUCAGUGGAGCUUUUAGGCCAGGUGUUCUAACCGCUCUAAUGGGUGUUAGUGGUGCUGGUAAAACUACUUUGAUGGAUGUGCUGGCUGGUCGGAAAACUGGUGGAUAUAUUGAGGGUGAAAUUAAAAUAUCAGGGUAUCCAAAGAAGCAAGAAACCUUUGCUCGGAUAUCCGGGUACUGUGAGCAGACUGACAUCCACUCACCUCAUGUUACUGUUCACGAGGCCUUGGUUUACUCAGCCUGGUUGCGGCUGCCUCCAGAAGUUGAUGACGAGAAAAGAAAGAUGUUUGUAAAUGAGGUCAUUAAUCUUGUUGAAUUGGACACAUUGGUGGAUGCGCUAGUUGGUUUGCCAGGUGUAAGUGGUCUCUCAACCGAGCAGCGGAAGAGGUUGACAAUUGCAGUUGAGCUGGUGGCUAACCCCUCGAUAAUAUUCAUGGAUGAACCAACUUCAGGGCUGGAUGCUAGAGCUGCUGCAAUUGUGAUGAGAACAGUUAGGAAUACUGUUGACACAGGAAGGACAGUUGUUUGCACAAUUCAUCAGCCAAGCAUUGAUAUAUUUGAAGCUUUUGAUGAGCUUUUCUUAAUGAAGCGAGGUGGACUAGAGUUAUAUGCAGGGGCAGUUGGUAAGGAGUCUUGCGAGCUGAUCAAGUACUUUGAGAGUAUUGAAGGAGUAAGUAAAAUCCCCGAAGGCUAUAAUCCCGCUACCUGGAUGUUGGAAGUCUCUACAGCUGCUCAAGAAGUAGCUUUGGGGAUUGAUUUCACCGAAGUGUACCAGAAGUCAGAUCUGUGCAGGAGAACCAAAGAUCUUAUAAAAGAGUUGGGCACACCUCGUGAUGGUACACAGGAACUUCAGUUUGCUACUAAAUACUCACAAUCUUUCAUGACCCAAGUCCGAGCUUGCCUGUGGAAACAAAGAUGCUCGUACUGGCGAAACACAGCUUACACUGCAGUCAAACUGGCCUUCACAACAGUUAUAGCAUUGAUGAUCGGGACAAUGUUCUGGGACCUUGGUUCAGAGAUAGGCACUGUACAAGAUUUGUUUAACGCAAUGGGUGCUAUGUAUGCUGCAUGCCUCUUCCUAGGGGUCCAAAAUGGUUCAUCAGUGCAGCCGGUGGUAGCUGUAGAACGCACCGUGUUUUACAGGGAAAGAGCGGCUGGGAUGUAUUCUGCUUUACCAUAUGCCAUUGCACAGGUUUUGGUAGAAAUACCAUACAUAUUUGCUCAAGCUGUAAUCUUCAGUGGUGUUGUAUAUUCUAUGAUCCAAUUUAAAUGGACCCUGGUGAAAUUCGCAUGGUUCUUUUACUUCUCGGUCGUCACAUUCAUGUACUUCAGCUUUUAUGGCAUGAUGACUGUGGCCAUGACACCUAAUUCCGCGGUGGCUGCCAUCUGUGCUUCUGCAUUUUACGGAAUGUGGAACCUUUUUUGCGGAUUUUUGAUUCCAAGACCGAGCAUUCCAGUGUGGUGGAGAUGGUAUUACUGGGCAUGUCCAGUGUCAUACACACUGUACGGGCUGCUUGCGUCGCAAUUUGGAGACUAUGAUGACAAGAUUCUUGAAGAUGUGAAAGUACCCAUCAAGGUAUUUCUCAAAGAUUAUUUUGGGUUCGAACACAGUAAGAUAUGGUGUGCUGCAGUUGCUGUGGCUGCUUUUGCCAUUCUUUUCGCAAUAGUGUUUGGUAUAGCUAUAAAACUUAUCAACUUCCAGAGGAGAUAAGAAGCAAAACGCAGCCUCCAAAUCAUUGGCAAAGAGGCGUGAAAUAUCAAGGAAUAUUUCAGGGGAUUUUGAAAUUAGAAUAAAAAAUCAAGUGACGUCAAUUCAGACGUUGUAUCGGAAAUUUAGAAAUUAGAAUUUUAAAAUGUACGGAUUCAUGGGUUAUUUCAUUUUUUAUUAUGGGUCAAAGUUUUUGAUUCACAAAUGACGAUAUUAGGUUCUGAAAA
Messenger RNA from Daucus carota subsp. sativus, 4654 nucleotides. RefSeq names its product pleiotropic drug resistance protein 1. The transcript is spliced from 23 exons. Gene Ontology annotation, molecular function: ATP hydrolysis activity; ABC-type transporter activity; ATP binding. Gene Ontology annotation, cellular component: membrane. Lineage: Eukaryota; Viridiplantae; Streptophyta; Magnoliopsida; Apiales; Apiaceae. Bases 144 to 4430 code for a protein of 1428 amino acids. The record is from RefSeq and is a predicted model, not a curated record.